AACCCACGUGAUGGCAGAGGAAAAAAAAAAAAUCUGCGCCCAAUCCUAAAGCCCUAGGUCCCGAAACCACCACCGACCACGCCGGCGGCUCGCUGUUCUCCGUCCGAAAUCGAUGCCCCUGGCAUUCGGCUUCUCGCGGUCGCGCCUUCUCAACCGGCGCAUCAACCAUCCGGCGCAUCCAGUCCUUCGUCUCUGGCUCGCAUUCUCCUCCUCCUCCGCCUCGCCGUCCGCGUCGGAGCCCUCCUGCGCCGCCACCGGCGGUCGCCUGGCCACCAUCAGGGAAGGGCGGGCGGAAAUCUUUGCGGACAAUUCCAACUCGGUGUUUUACAACAAGGCUCAGGUUAACAACAGAGAUAUUUCUAUUGCUGUACUGAGAUCAUUUAUUUCGAAGAGAUGUGAAGAACAUGCCAUCCAAUCGAGGAAAGGCAGAAAUACUGAAAUACCACAAAAUGUGAUAGGAGGACCAAAAGACACUGCAUUGAGCGAACAAUCUAAGUAUAAAGCGCCGAAAGUUCUUGAGGCUUUGGCUGCAUCAGGAUUAAGAGCCAUUAGGUAUGCCCUUGAGGUAGAUGGAAUUGGGGAUGUUAUAGCUAUUGACAAUAAUGAAGUAGCUAUAGAAGCCUGCAAGAAAAAUAUACACCUCAAUAGCAGUCUUGCAUCUUCAAAGGUGGUACCGCAUCUUGCUGAUGCUCGUGUUUACAUGCUCACCCACCCAAAAGAAUUUGAUGUGGUUGACCUUGAUCCUUAUGGAUCACCAGCUUCAUUCCUUGAUUCGGCAGUUCAAUGUGUAGCAGAUGGGGGUAUCUUGAUGUGCUCAGCUACCGAUAUGGCAGUGCUUGCUGGAGGAAAUGUGGAAGUUUGUUUUUCCAAAUAUGGUUCUUAUCCAUUAAGAGGUAAACAUUGCCAUGAGAUGGCCCUGAGGAUUCUUCUUGCCUGCAUUGAGUCGCAUGCGAUCCGCCACAAGCGCUAUAUAGUUCCUAUAAUAUCAGUGCACAUGGAUUUCUACAUUAGAGUUUUUGUGCAAAUCUUCACCUCGGCUAGCACCGUCAAAAGUUCAUCACUCAAAUUGUCGCAUGUCUAUCAAUGCAUUGGAUGCCAUUCAUUUCACCUACAAAAUAUUGGAAGAAUUAACUCAAAGGAUAAGAGAAACAUUGUUCUACCAAAUUUUUGCCCUGCUGUACCUGAAGAAUGUUUUGAAUGUGGCCAUAAAUUUGUUAUGGGAGGACCUAUCUGGAGUGAUCCAAUACAUGACAAGGAAUGGGCUGCUUCCAUAUUGUCAAAUAUCCGUGCAAUGAGUGAUGUAUAUCCAGCUUAUGCAAAAAUUUCAGCUAUACUAACGUCAGUGUCAGAGGAAUUGCCCAACGCACCUUUAUUUGCGAGUCUUCACAAUUUGUGUGCAACACUGAAGUGCACUAAUCCAACCAUGGGUAUGUUACAUUCUGCAAUCAGAAAUGCAGGGUAUCAAAUAUCAGGAAGUCAUGUGGACCCACUAGCUCUUAAAACAGAUGCCCCAAUGUCUGUAAUUUGGGACAUCAUGAGAUGCUGGGUCAAGCUUCACCCAGUUAAGCAUCGACCUGGAAAUCAUCCGGGCAACAUAAUACUUUCCCAAGAGCCUAAGUUGCAGGCAAAUUUUUCGCAAGUACCCCAGGCUUCAGUCCCGCGGAAGAGCCCAAGAUUUGUCCCUAAUCCUGAGAAGUAUUGGGGUCCUAGACCAAAGGCUGGCAAGCAGCCAAAGAUAUGUCACGUGGACAAAUCCUAAAUCAGAAGUAUUAGGCCGGCUCCGUCUCGGCGGUCUCCGAGCGUAUGCAUGUUAGUCUAUUUUAGUUGUUUCGUUUGAUAUAUUUUGUAUGGUCUGGAUGAAGAUCAUUUGAAAUGAUUAGCGAUAUCCAGUGUUUCUUCAUGUUCGAGCCAAUGCUUCGUUUCAUACAUAAUAUUACAAAAGGUGAAUAGUCAUUAAGUGACCGUUUGACACGAAAGAACAAUAACCAGAUGACAAAGAAGCCUCCUGUGUUCACGUA
Molecule: messenger RNA, 2018 nt
Organism: Phragmites australis (common reed)
Lineage: Eukaryota; Viridiplantae; Streptophyta; Magnoliopsida; Poales; Poaceae
Product: tRNA (guanine(26)-N(2))-dimethyltransferase 1-like
Exons: 13
Coding region: 113-1759 (548 amino acids)
Biological process (GO): tRNA N2-guanine methylation
Cellular component (GO): nucleus
Molecular function (GO): RNA binding
Source: RefSeq, a predicted model, not a curated record